Didymodactylos carnosus is the source of this 279-nucleotide messenger RNA. NCBI's taxonomy places the organism in Eukaryota, Metazoa, Rotifera, Eurotatoria, Philodinida, Philodinidae. The record is from the annotation of a GenBank genome assembly.
AUGAUCACCGAACACAUCUCUAGAGGCCUUGUCUUACAAUCUUCGACGUUAUCAAUCAACAAUAGACGAGCGAAACCGUUAUUGGGUGCAUGGCAUUGUUGCCUUCUCAGUUUAAUAAUUCCAGGUGUUGAAUUAAAUAUUGAACUAGCAAAAUUUGAACUGCUAUCAGAAUUUCUCGCAUUACGUAGACCUAUAGUCCAAACAAGAACAAGAGCGAUCAUGAUAUUAUCAGCCAAAGAAAUGUUUGAUGCUUUAGGUGGCAUCAAAUCUAAUGCAUGA